UGCGUAUGUGCCAUGUGCCGUGCCAGCAUCAAUCAGCCAUGGCGUCGUCGUUCAUCCCGGUGCCCGCCGACUCCGACUUCCCCUUGGAGAACCUCCCCUACGGCGUGUUCUCCACGCGCGACAACCCUCAGCCUCGGAUCGGCGUGGCGAUCGGGGACCACAUCCUGGACCUGGGCGUGGUGAAGGAGGCCUUCAGCGGGCCCCAGCUCACUCCUCACCAACACGUGCUCACCGAGGCUUCUCUGAACGGGCUGAUGGCGCUGGGCAGCGGCGCGUGGAGGGAGCUGCGAGCGACGCUGCAGCGCCUGCUCGCCGCCACGGGAGGAGACGGCGCCUUGCGGGACGACGCCGCCUUGCGCCAGCGGGCGUUCACGCUGCGACAAGACGCCACCAUGCACCUCCCCGCCAACAUCGGAGACUACACGGACUUCUACUCCUCGCGGGACCACGCGACCAACGUGGGGAUCAUGUUCCGUGGCCCCGCCAACGCGCUCAUGCCCAACUGGCUGCACCUCCCGGUGGGCUACCACGGCCGUGCCUCCUCCGUGGUGCCGUCGGGGACUCCAAUCCGCCGCCCCCACGGCCAGACGCGACCCCACGACGACCAGCCCCCCGUGUUCGGAGCAAGCCGCCUGCUGGACUUCGAGCUGGAGAUGGCCUUCUUCGUGGGGCCUGGCAACCGGCUGGGCGAGCCCAUCGCCAUGGAGCACGCGCAGGACCACAUCUUCGGCAUGGUGCUCAUGAACGACUGGAGCGCGCGCGACAUCCAGAAGUGGGAGUACGUGCCGCUGGGGCCCUUCCUGGGCAAGAACUUUGGCACCUCCAUCUCCCCCUGGGUGGUCACCAUGGAGGCGCUGGCGCCCUUCGUGCUGCCAAACGCCAAGCAGGAUCCGCCGCCCCUCCCGUACCUGCAGCACGCCGACCCCUUCUCCUUCGACAUCCACCUCAGCGUGGGGAUCCACGGAGAGGGGAUGGCUGAGCCGGCGAUCGUCUGCAAAUCCAACUUCAAGCACAUGUACUGGAGCAUGAAGCAGCAGCUGGUGCACCACGCGGCCUCCGGCUGCAACCUGCGCCCCGGGGACCUGCUGGCGUCCGGCACCAUCAGCGGCCCGGUGAGCAGCGGUGGAGAAGAACCGUCGACCACCGCCAGCGCCAGUGCUGAGCUGAGCGGAGCUGCAGCCCGGGAGGGCCUCCCUUCACACGGCCCAAUAGGUGACGAGGAAGGGAGCAUGGAGCUGACGGCGACCGAGAGAGAAAGUGCUGCAGAGAGCGGCAGCUGCGGGGAGAACAUGGAGAGAGAGGCCAUGAAGGCCAGAGGUAGCGUGCCUCUGGCAAUAGGCGACGGAGGGGGUCAGCAGCCGGACCUAACUUUGCUGGGCGCCGCGGGCGCCAGGUGGGUGCCGGGCGUUUUCGUGCCUCCUAAAAACAUCCCCUCGUCCGCCACGGGGCGGGCCAAGAGACCGAAGGGUUGGAGGAAGCUGCACGCACUUGGGACUGAGCCCGGUGAGGUCCCCGUUCCCGGAACGUCGGCGGAUACCGGAGGGUGGGUUGGCGCCGACGGGAAAGCUGUAGCCGUAGCUAAUAGUGGUGACUCGGAGGACGAUCUGGAUGAGGAGGAGUACCCCCAGAAGCUCGGAGGUUGGAGGAAUGAGGCUAGGCCGGGGGAGUGCACGCCCAGAGCCCUCCUCUUGUGGUUGAAGGAGACGGGAAGGAAGAAAAAGGGGAAUGCGGUGAAAGAGCUGAUGAAGGCUUUCCCCGAUAAGCGCUCCCUUGCGGAGGUGGUAACGGACGUGAAUUGGGAUCCACACGGUUACGGUUUCAGUGAUUGGGAGGCCAACCGGGUGUUGGAUUUAUUGGUCGGAACGGGGCCGAUCCUGCCGGACGUCGAGGAGUCAGACUCAGCCUCGCCCAGCCCGGCGUCGCAAGGGAGCAGGGUGGGCGGCGUCAGCGGCGGCGCCCCAAAGGGACAGGCGGAAAGGCCGAUGAGCUGGCCUCCGAUGCCCGAGAUGGAGUGCUCCCCCGAAUACCUCCUUGGUUUCCUGAAAUGGUCAAGACACCGCUACCCGCCGCCGCCAGCCGGGGAGGAGGGUGAGGAGGUGGGAGCGGAAGAGCGACUCUGCUAG
Lethenteron reissneri (Far Eastern brook lamprey) is the source of this 2123-nucleotide messenger RNA. RefSeq names its product fumarylacetoacetate hydrolase (gene FAH). Gene Ontology annotation, biological process: L-phenylalanine catabolic process; L-tyrosine catabolic process; homogentisate catabolic process. NCBI's taxonomy places the organism in Eukaryota, Metazoa, Chordata, Hyperoartia, Petromyzontiformes, Petromyzontidae. The record is from RefSeq and is a predicted model, not a curated record. Gene Ontology annotation, molecular function: fumarylacetoacetase activity.